CUCUGCGAUCAACAAGCGGCAGCUGUGAAACGGCCAGACGCCAGUGUCAGCCGUUUGAGACGCCACAUAUUCCAGUCUGCUGCACUGGACCAUGCUUGAGUGCAGGCCACGACUCUCCCCAGCACAGCAGCAAACCCCAAUGUUCGCGCACAUCCAACCACCAUGAGCGACCCCGUUCAGCCACCCCCGAGCCCGCCCACCUCCGCACUCCAUCACCACCAUGACUCGCUCGCCGAUGGCUCCGCCGUGACGCCGGAGACGGACGCGACAAAGACAGAAUCGAGCGCGACGCCCUUGGAUGUCAAGGCCCUCACAGAUCGCACCCUACACUUCUUGGCGACGGCGAGCAAUGAGACGCUCGGCGCCUGUCUGGCCGGCCUAGGCGCAGGCACCUAUUUCAUCCUCGGCCGCGUUGGGCUGGUCCUCAUAGGCGUUGUAGGCGGCGUUGUCCUGCACGCGACGUGGGAGGGGCACCAUGGCGGCGACAGCAGGGAGACACAGGGAAAGAGCGCCGAUGCGAGGAAGCGGCAACUGGCCGUCGACAUAGCGCAGCGUGUGCUGGACUGGCGGAGCGACAAGACACACGAGCAGAGCCACACCAGAGACGCCAGCUCCGACUUCAACGUGCAGCUGUAUUCGGGCAAGACGCUCGACUACUCGGACUUCAAGCCAGAGACCGCCGCUGCGCUGACGGAGUUGACGGAUGCAGUCAUUCGUGACUAUGUCAAGUGGUGGUAUUCACCCCUACUGCCCUUCGAAGACUCAUUCCCCAACUCGUGCCGCCAGACCUUCACCGCUUUCAUGCUUUCCAUCUCUGCACACCUCUCCCGAAAGCGACCAGCCGACAACUUCCUUGACUUUGUGACGCGCUCAUCCUCCUUCUUCAUCAUAUUGCUGCAAGAGAUCGCUGCUGCAAUCCAAGCCUCCCCCGGCGAUGUGCCGACCGAAGCAGUUGACAUUUACCUCAAGAUGAAGCGAGAUAGCACCCUCGCCAACAUUCUGGAUCCAGACUACCAGAUGAAGCAGUUCAGUGUGGCAGCUGAAGAUAUCCUACAAAACUACUUGGAACCAAAGACGUACAACUGCAUGCCGGCACGGGCGUUCCUACACCAGAUACUAGCGAAGCUUAUCCUUGAGAUGAUUGUCGUGAGCUGUUCCAAGCCAGAGUGGAUCAAUGGAUGGAUCGUCUAUCUCUUGGAAGAGGGCGAGCCGGAACUCCUGAAUGCUAUUGACGCAGGCGUCGAGGGUUCUUCAGAACAAUUGCAAAGUGUAAAGAAGGCUGCACAAAAGGAAUUUGACGAAACAGAAACAGUGGCCACGGCUGAGAAGAGGGAACACAAGCGCGUCAUGAGCAAAGCCCAGGAAGCCAUGGACGAUGCAAUGCGAGAGGCUCAGCUUUUGAGUCAGAUGAUAGCCGAAGAAGAUGCAAAGCGGCUCAAGCAGCAGCAACGGCAAAGUGCAUCCACGUCAACCCUGAACGACGACCAAUCCGAGAGUACCACUCAAGGAAUAGUCACCCCGUCGUCUUCGGAGAGCGACGCGCAUGGUGAUGCCGACCAUACAGACUUGGGCAUCUCUGGGCUUUCUGGUCGAUCCUUCUCAGAAGCCACACCAGCAUCUCCACCAAGGGGCCCCGAAGAACCACCAGCCCAAGAAGUGAAGAAAGCAUUCACAAGCUUCGACCAGCUUGUACUACCCCAGCCGCCUACCGCACUUAUGGACAACCCGCCUCCUGCGCCGCCACCACUAACACUACACAACAGUACCAUGUCGAUCUUUGACGAUAGCAUGCCUGGAGAGAAGGGCACAAUCAAGGCCAAACCGACGGCAGAAUAUCUGAUUCAGAUCGAACCAAAGUCAAAUCAUCACACCGGUUGGAUGACGGCACGCAAGUAUGCCGAGUUUGAAACAUUACAUGAGGUCAUACGUCGGAUAGCAGCUAUCACCGGGACUUCAGGCUUCAACGAAGCACACGCUACAUUGCCGCCAUGGAAAGGUCACACCAAGGCGUCAUUGCGUGGGGAGUUGGAGCGCUAUCUCAACGAUGCCGUGAAAUACCAACCACUUGCUGAAAGUGAAGGUAUGAAGCGCUUCUUGGACAAAGAAUUGGGCUCCGGAAAGACGCCUGGUGGUGGCUUUCCAGGAAUCGGUUGGGCGGGUCAGACCUUCGACACAGUUGGUAAGGGGAUGAUGGGCGUACUUUCAAAGGCCCCCAAAGAAGUUGCUGGUGGUGGCAAGGCCCUUUUUGGUGGUGUUACUGGAGUACUAGGUAGCGUAGCAGCACCGCUUUCAGGAAAGAAGAACCGCGAGUCGGUCAGCAACAUCGCCAAUGCGAACGCAACCGGAAGUCCCCUUAGUCGUACAUCGUCCAACACGGCGCCAAUCCAAACACGACAAAGCAGAGCAGAGUCGACCGUUUCCGAACUUCCUACGCAUAUUCGUUCAGAGAGCACCUUGUCCCUGGUAACCAAACGUACAUCCAUAGAUUCUGUACGCGAUCCUCAUUCGCCCGUCAUCGAUCAGCAACCAGGCCGUGAGGCGCCCAUGGAACGUCGACCAUCUUAUAAUCCUGACGGCGACGGCAAACGUUCCGGGAGAUCCUCCAGGUAUGGCUCCCGGAGCAAUAGUCGCGCACCAAGCAUGCGUGAGAAAAUCGAAGAUCUCAGUCCCAUGAUGGGAGGUGAUCAACUCAUCAACUUGCCACCAAUGCCUAGCGAAAUCCCCGACGAUUAUAGCACGAUGCGCAAUCAAUCAGAGCCAGCACACGCCCAUAAGCCUUCGCAGUCUUCGAGGCUAUCAACAGACUCUGUGCCCUCACUACCUCGUCGGCCCUCAGCUCCAUCGUUGACCUCUUCUCCGGCCAAAUCACCACUCAAGUCCCGUCCAGCAACCAUGCACACGUCAUUGUCCGAGCCCGAGACCACAGUCCUCAUCGAACUAUUUUUCGCAGUCAUAAAUGAACUCUACACUCUCUCCUCCGCCUGGACACUCCGCCGCACGCUCCUCAACGCCGCAAAAUCAUUUCUCCUACGACCCGGAAACCCACAGCUCUCCUCCAUCACAUCGCUCCUGCAGACCACCGUUCUCGACGACAACGCCUCUGACGCUGGUCUAGCAUACCAUAUUAGAAAGAUCCGGGAGAACGGGUUGCCAACAGAAGAGGAGCUGAAAACAUGGCCCAAGGAGAUGAGCGAAGAAGAGAAGGAGAAAUUGAGGAUUAAAGCAAAGAAGUUGUUGAUGGAGAGAGGUAUGCCUCAAGCGCUAACGAGUGUUAUGGGACAGGCUGCUAGUGGAGAGGCAUUGGGUAAGGUGUUUGAUUGUUUGCAGGAACCUAGGGUUGCGAGGGGUGUUAUGUUUGGUUUAGUGUUACAAGGAUUGAGGGCUGUAACGCAGUAGUAACGACUUAGAAGGUGUUCCAGGCGUUAGUAGAAGUGGGUUUCGACCUUGAUGUUGUUUGAUAACUGCCAGGCGUCUGGUCAUCGAAAUCUUACGAAGACAUU
This is a messenger RNA of Alternaria alternata, 3500 nucleotides long. RefSeq lists its product as hypothetical. Lineage: Eukaryota; Fungi; Ascomycota; Dothideomycetes; Pleosporales; Pleosporaceae. Gene Ontology annotation, molecular function: phosphatidylinositol binding. The record is from RefSeq and is a predicted model, not a curated record. The transcript has 3 exons. Bases 163 to 3396 code for a protein of 1077 amino acids. Gene Ontology annotation, cellular component: intracellular membrane-bounded organelle.